Molecule: messenger RNA, 2025 nt
Organism: Guillardia theta CCMP2712
Lineage: Eukaryota; Cryptophyceae; Pyrenomonadales; Geminigeraceae
Exons: 11
Coding region: 1-978 (325 amino acids)
Biological process (GO): cysteinyl-tRNA aminoacylation
Cellular component (GO): cytoplasm
Molecular function (GO): ATP binding; cysteine-tRNA ligase activity
Source: RefSeq, a predicted model, not a curated record
AUGGGAGGGAUCGAUAAAGAUUUUCCAUCAUCGACAGGAGCAAUCCAUCUGUCGAACAGCCUGAACGGAAAGAAGGAAGAGGUUCCCCGCGGGAGGACGCUCACGUGGUACACGUGCGGGCCAACCGUUUACGAUCACUCCCACGUUGGGCAUGCUCGAGCUUAUGUAGCUCUUGACAUUGUCAGACGUGUCUUGUUGAGACAUGGCUACAGUAUCUUCCAGGUUAUGGGCAUGACCGACGUGGAUGAUAAGAUUAUCGCCAAGUCAAAAGCUGAGAACUUGGCCGGUGUUGAGGGCUCCAUGGCCAUAGCAAGGAGAUUCGAGCAAGCAUUCUUCAACGACAUGCAGUCCAUGAACAUCCUGCCGCCUGACGCGAUCACCCGCGUCUCCGAACACAUACCUGAGAUCGUAAAGUUUAUCCGUGACCUUCGAGAGAAAGGAUAUGCAUACGUGGGGGAGAAGAGUGGCACCGUCUGGUUCGAUACGACAGCAUAUGGUUCCAAGUAUGCCGUGUUUGAACCGCUUCGAGCUCAAGAGGAUGCUUCCAAAGAGGACCAAGACUCUGAGAAGAAAAGCCCAAGAGACUUCGCGCUAUGGAAACCUGUGGCAAGCAUUUCCGAGACUGGGUGGGAAAGUGAGUUGGGACGAGGACGUCCAGGCUGGCACAUUGAAUGCUCCGCUUUUUGUCGCACGAUGUUCGGAGAAAAGCCUCCUGCUCCCUAUCUUCACUCAGGCGGGCGUGAUCUCAAGUUCCCUCAUCAUGAGAAUGAGAUUGCGCAGAGCCAGGUUUGUUCUGUCCGUCAUGUCCUGGCUUUGCUGAAUACAGAUAAAUGGGUGUUCCACUGGCUGCAUGCUGGACAGCUGACUAUCAAGGGGUUGAAAAUGUCGAAGUCAUUGAAGAACUAUACAAGCAUACAAGAUUUCUUGAAAGCACAUUCCUCUCGGACGUUUAGGAUAUUUUGUUUGUUGCACAAGUGACUGUGACCUUGUCUGGUGUUUUCUAAUCUGACUUCAAGACCAGGUACUCAGCAGAUGUGUCUUAUGGAGAAGACCGUAUGGAGGAUUCCAUAGCAUGGGAAAAAUCGUUUGCAAACUUUUUCAGAGAGCUUGGACCGCUCGCAGAGAAGAGAUAUCCGCACCAAGUAUCCAGUGGAAUGUUGGAUGACUUGAAGUGGGAGGCCAAACAUCAUGCUCUAAACCAGGCAUACCUUCAGUGCCAGAUAGAAAUUCGGGCAGCGCUGGAAGACGACGUGGACACUCCUACUGCCAUGCGACAUUUGAAGUAAGUUGUAACGCUCCUCUCAGAGGCUCUUGUAAAGUUGCAGCUAGAAAUCUCAUCCGGGACGUGAAUGUUUUCCUCCGUGAUGAGAAGGACAUCCAAUCAAAAUCGAACCUGUGGCCGUUGCUUUCGAACAUCAGCCAUUUCAUUCAGGUACAGACCGCGCUAUGAUCGCUGUAACUCAAACUUUUCCUGGCGUGCAGGAUUCUCUCGAGGGAUGGGGUGUCGACUGCUCAGAUUGGAUCAAAACAGGAAACACGGAAGUUGUGGCCAAUGAAGAUGCUGUCCCGGCUUUCGAUCAGGUAAACCUUCCCCCCCCCCCUCAAUUGCGAAUGCUUCUGAUUCCUCCUCUUCAGGCAAUCGAAGUCCUUCUAGCUGUCCGCAAUGAGCUUCGAAGCACUGCGAUCAAACACAAGAAGGCAAAAGUGAAGGAUGAUGGUGCAUUGGCAAACGAACUUCUGGGAAUUACGGACAAAAUUAGAGAUUCUUUGUUGCCUGGCAUGGGGGUCGAGGUCAAGGAUCGCCAAGGGCCGACAGGAGAGGUUGAUUCGUUUGAAUUCUUCAUCUAUAGUUUUGAAACUGAUCAUUUCGUCCAUCUGACAGAUGGUGCAUACGUGGACAUUCAAUCCUAGGUUGAUUUCGUCUCAAAAAGAUGGCUCGAAACCGGAUCCAUAGUGAGUAGCUGCCAUGGAAACUCGUUACAUUAUAGCGGAGAACAGUUGGGUUGAGUGAAUGUGUCGACCAAU